This is a messenger RNA of Vanessa tameamea, 960 nucleotides long. RefSeq lists its product as uncharacterized. Lineage: Eukaryota; Metazoa; Arthropoda; Insecta; Lepidoptera; Nymphalidae. The record is from RefSeq and is a predicted model, not a curated record. The coding region runs from base 1 to 960 and encodes 319 amino acids. The transcript has 5 exons.
AUGACAAAUGUUAAUGCUCUUAGCGUUGGUAAGGACGAUGUUGAUCAGGUAAUAGAAGAUGAAAUAACACGAAAAUUAGGGGAAGAUCUCGUGCAGAGUAUCGAGAAGAAAUUUCAAGUGGAUCUUGAAAGGUCAGUAGACAUGGUGCUGUUGAAGGUAAAGCUUUUAUUGCAAAAUGGAACCCAGCACAUUCAGGAGAAGCUUCUGGACAUACAAGGGACUUUAGAUGUGAUGAAAACUCAGGCGGAUAAUGAGGUAGAGAAGUGCCUAAUAGAGAAACAUAAGGAGACAUCAGCGCUGGCUGAGAAAGCAUUACAUCAAAUGGUGGUUUGUGGAUACGCACUGAUUGGUCAAGACCCGGAGCAGGCUGUGAGGAAGGUCAUCCUAUUGAAGAAUAUUAUCAAGCAAGGAGUCAAGCCUCUCUACGAACAAAAGAAAGAAAUUUAUGGCCUCCUAAAAGUCUGCGGGCACGACCACGGCUCUUUGACGAAGGUCGUCAAAUGCGUCAUAUCAAAGUCACCGAUAAUAAAAUCAGCAAUGAUGGAAAUAACAGGGAAACUGAUUAAUGGAAUCAUAGAUUUAUCCAAAUUGAUGGCACACGGAGCAAUGCACGAAGCUUGUCUCAUUGAAGUAAUAAAGACAAUCGAAGAUGAAGCUACAGAUUUAAUCAUAGAUGUUAGAAAAUGCGCCUUUGAAAAUAAUACCGAAUUUGAAAAUUAUAUUAUGCAAAACAAUGCUACCGUUCUUGAUAUUAGUAAGGCAAGUGAAAAUGUUGCAUCGAAUAAAACGAGUGUAAAGGAAAUGCAAGCUGUUAUAAAAGAAAUGUUAAAUGAAAACAGUAAUAACAACGUGGACGAAAGAUUUAAGAAGAAGUUAUAUAAUCUGCACAAUGAUUUGAAAGCUGCAGAUGCAAAUGCAAAUAUUAUUGACGUGGCAAACGAUUUGAAAAAUAUUGAAUAA